Molecule: messenger RNA, 329 nt
Organism: Protopolystoma xenopodis
Lineage: Eukaryota; Metazoa; Platyhelminthes; Monogenea; Polystomatidea; Polystomatidae
Source: the annotation of a GenBank genome assembly
ACCCUUCCUCUCAUUCCCACUGGCCUGAGUAUAGUACUGCCCGCAACUCACUCUGCGACCCCACAGCGAGGAUGCAGCUUAUUCCCGAGGCCGUGGAGGGUGGAUGGGAAGUUGUCAGCUCAAGACGUCUUUUCAACUUUCGUACUGAGCUUAAAGAACGCAAACUCUUCGUCGGCAUGCUAGGCAGGCAUCAAAAUGAGGACGACAUUAGAUGCUUCUUCUCCUCGUAUGGCCAGAUUGAGGAGUGCACUGUACUUAGAGAUCAAAAUGGCGUCAGCAAAGGUGAGUCGCCACUUUUAUACUAUGACUAUCAUCGUAAUUAUCAUUAA